AGUGAUCGUACGUCAGUCGCGAACGAGCAGGGCUGCAAUUCAAACGUGUACAACGGACAAUAAACGGGAAAUAGCUUUGAUCGUGUACGAAUAGUGAUGCACUAACACGCUUAAACGAAUAUCUUCAGUUAUUUACAAUUUAAUGUUUUGUGUUGAACAACACAUAGUGGUAACGAAAUAAUUAAGGCAAACUUAUUUAUGUCUUUAUGUGAUUAAUUGGCCAUUAAAAAGAUUAAUUGUGCAAUACUGUGUAUAACUGAUUUGAAAAUGUGUUGAUGUGACACAGUUAACGGUAAAUUUUAUGUUUGAAAAAUUAACCAUUAAUUUAGUGGCAAGUGGAAAAGGCUAAAAGCAUAACAAACCAUUCGGACUCUAAGACGUGGAAAAAUAGGAAAAUUAAUUAAAAGAAAAUAUAAAAUUUAAGUGUUAUAGCAAUUCAUUAUUGUGUAAGUAAAUUAAAUUUGCAGUUCAACUACUUUUUAAACACUAACAUAAUUUAUGUGGAAUUAAAUAAACAAGACUGAAAUCAAAAUUAAUCCAAACAAUAAGUGUAAAAACGAAGUAUAGAGAACAACGAACAUUAACUGCAUAAAAACAGAAACGAAAAAUUUACAACUACCUUUAACUAAUAUCAAUUGUAGUCAAAUUGCCGAUGCAAAAGCAAAAACAAAGUGAAGAAAUUCAUCUGCAGCGCACUCAUGCAAUGAAAGUCGCUGUGCCAAAGCAGCGCAGUCAGCAAACAGUACAUACGUCAAGUGCUCAAGUGUUAUUGUUUGUGUAAUGGAGACAUAAAAACGUGCAUAGUGCAGUGCAGUGUUGGUGAAAAAGAAAAUUAGCACGAGUGCAUAUGUUGACUCAUUGCAAAUUGCCAACUUAAUUCUAACUACGUAUUUACUCCGACAAAGUACAACUCGUUAUUUAUAUAUUCGCGCAAAAUAAAUAUCACCUUUAGCACAACACUACAGAAGAGCGCAGCUUCACGUGAGAUAAAAAUAAAAACAUGUAAUUGAUAUUCUCUUGUACACUGUCAGAGGUUUAUUUUGCGCGAAUUUAAUAGCGCACGAACAACACAGCGAUUACAAAACAAAAAACAAUACAACGAGUUAGGUAAAAACAAAACAAACAACCAGUUACUCGUAUACAUUACAACGGCUCCUUUUACAGCUUGCAUUUAUGCACUCGUUUAACUUGCUGGAUUUUCGGCUUUGGUGCUUAAAUUCGAGCUGCUCCCAUUUUGGUGCGCGCACCUUACACAAAACUGCCUUCAAGCCGUUGAUGUUGACGAUCUACAGCUGUUGCGCUUGCAAAGCGAACAAAGCAACAAACACAAUAUACAUAUAUUAUAGUACAUACACAUAAGCAGCGAAAAAGUGAGAAAUAUAAAACAUAAAGUGCAAAUUUGGCACAACAACGCCAACAAACAAGAACUUGCCUUAAACGGCACCGCUUGCAACAGUUUUACGUUCGGUCGGUCGGUUGGUUGUUUCGUUGGUCAGUCAGUUAGUUAACAUACGGUACGGUUACAAAGAACGAGCUUUAAAAAUUUCGCACACGUUCGUGUUUAAAGCCGGUGAGUGAGCAUGCGUGCGUGUAUUUGCUCCUUUAACGUCAAUAUUUCGCAACUAGAACAAGCCAAGUAAAAGAAAAAAAAGCAAAAGUUAAGGUACGCUCGAAAGCCACAUAAGCACAAUCAAAAAAAAAAAAAAAAACAAAAAAACCACAAACGAAUAACCGACGACACCGAAAUACGCUGUGAAGACAAAAGAAGCCAAUUGGCAGCUCGUUUCCUUUUCCUUUUUUGUAACUUUCCGUUGUGCGCGCAAAUCGUUCUUUUUUCUACGUUUUAUUUGUUUUCGCGCUGUUACGUUCACAUUGUUUCGUUUCUUUCCAAUUUAUUUUCAUUUAUAUAUACAUAUAUUUUUUUUAGAGUGUAAGCACUUCAAUUUGCAUAAAUUUUUUCGACAUUUUGCACCUCUUUUAUGCUACUUUGAGGCAACGUUGUAAGCCAUUGAAAGUCUACACAUAGUCACAGCAUAAAUAAAAAGACACAGUGCAAAUAAGAACAACACUAGCAACAAAUAAGAACCAAAUCGACGCUAAGAAUAACAGCCGGCUCGUGUAGCCACAUAAUAUCGGCAAUAUUACUUUUCUGCUGACGCCACCAUUUCAUAUUUUUAACGAUAAAGUGAAUAUCGACAGUGAAGGCACAAAAUAAAAAGUAAACGACAACAACGAAAAAGCAAGUUCGCAUCGCUGAGGCACGUCACUAUCAGCGCCGAUUGGUGUCUUUAAAAAGCACCGUAAGCAAAGAGUGAAUACAACUUUAGAAGAUUUCCUCAAUAAAGCAGCGGUGGUUAAAUAUCCAAUUUUAGCAUACAUUUGAGACUAUGGCCAGAGAGUUUCUGCAAUCUUGAACACCGCCUCCUCUUGCUUUACGUGCAUACAAAAACCAACGAAUAAUCGGAUUCGACCUUCAACACAACAUGUCCUCUUCGAUAUGUCCACACUUCACGCAGAACGCGUGGAAGAAGGAUCUCUGUUCCAAUUGCUUCAAGUCUAAAGACGAACACAAGACCGGCAACUCCACUUACAAAUACACCAGCGCCAUGGAUAGAUCGAAAUUCACCACGAAUUUAAUGUCCAAACUCGAUUUGGAUACUAAAAAGACUGAUUACCCUAACAAGCAUAAAUCACCCGCAAAAAGCAUAAUGAAAAAGUCCUUUGCUUCGCUCAAAACCAAAACCGGCAAAGGCAAAACGCAUAAGGUUACCUUUCCGAAGAACAUCUCCGAGGUGAUUGGUGUUGGCGGUGAAUGGUCCGACAACGACUCGGAUGACGAUGAUGAUCAUGAUUUCAUGAAUAUUGGCAAUGAGCGCGACGAUAAUGCCGCCACCAGCACCGACGACGAGGAAACACUCGAGCUGAAGCGCAUCACGCGUGCCAAUACCGACUUCAACAUGAACAAUGGCAAUUUGUUGGGCGAUCCACAAGAGAAUAUUAAGCGUUCAUUUGCAGCGCUCAAGCUCGGCGCACCACAGGUCGAUAAGGAGGGUAAAAAGCAAACGCUUAAAAUAAAUGUUACACCUUUUGGAGCCACAACGUCCAUUGACAAUACCAAAACAGCAACAUCAUCGAUAACCGCCACAACAGCAAAGGCUAAAUUUGAGACGAAAGUGAGUGAACCGAGUGAGCCGACAAUGGUGGUCAAACAGUGUGCAACCGUUGUUAAGUCAAUAAAGAAGACCACAACGGCAGCACCGCCAGCGACAGCCAUAGCGAAUGCAACGAAAAUAACAACAACAGCAUCGACUAAAACAACAACAUCUUACAUGACAGCCAGUGCAAGCAGUUUGUUGAGCUCGGCGCAGGCUAAGCAAGAAGCUUUGGCGGCGAGCGAUAGCGAUGGCAAAAAUAGUCCACCCAUUGAACGCGCCAUGGAGAAAUCGCUUUUGGACGAGAUUUCUGAGACGUUGGAAAAGAAGCAGAGCGAAAGCAAAAAACUGGCCACCGAAAAGGAGGUGUCUACUACCUCAGCCACAAGCAGCGGUAGUGAAUCCACGGCCAGUGCCAUGAACGGCACGCUCUUAGCUACAGCCGCUUCCACUGCCGUGCCGUCAAAGAUUAAAUUCGAGAUUAGCAGCUUGAGCGACGCUGUGGAGAAUAAGCCAUUUCCUGAGCUUAAGAAGCCGAUCGCACGCAAUCCACCUAUUACAAAGGAUCAUGCCAAACCCAAAAUAAAUGUCUUCCAUAAAUACUCGGACAGCGACAGCAACUGUUCGGACAACGAGAAUGGCAUCUCGGCAUACUACGAUGUUGUCGAAACACAAAUAAGCUACGAGAAUCUGCCAGACGGCAAAUGUGAUGCGCAAGAUAAGCCAAGUGCGGCCAAUAUUGGAACUGCAGCCGCAACCGCAGCUGCAACUGAGAAUAAGUGCACCAAGAAUGCAAGCAAUAAGAACGACACUUCUAUCUUCUCCAGUUCGCAAUACAUCACGGACAUGUUGUUGUCAUCGAAGACACGCGCUGCCUCAUACAAUCUGCACGAAGGCAACUUUAUGACCAGCAAAAUAACAUCCGACGGACUGAUAGUAACCAAGUGCAGCUCCGACGAUGCGCUCGAUUCGACGGGCAGCAGUUUCGAUGGCAGCAGUGAUGAGGAGACCUCAUACAAUAUGAUACGCAGUGAAUCGGACUCUGGCAUCGGCAUCAGCAUUGGCAACGAGUACAAGAAUAGUGGCGUUGAAAAGGAACGCGUGCGUGUCGAGAAGAAGCUAAGUGUGAGCACCAACAACUCCGACUACGAGGAUAUCCAAGUGGCGAAUCAAACCAACACAACAACCACAGGCAAAACCACAACAAAAGUGACAACCACAGCAACGGCAGCCGCCAAAGCGAAGACAGCUUUCAUAUUGGAAAAGAGCAGAGAGUUACAUGGUGAACCAGACGGCAGUGCAGAUCCGGAUGGCAGUCUGGAAAACAAAGAGUCAAAUGCGACACAACUGCCAGCAUUGCCUAAAUCGCCGCCACCCACGAAACUGAUCGAUGCGCGUCCCUCCUUCUUACAUGGUCUGCAGAAGCAGCAUCCACCUAUUUUGCUGAAGAAACCGGAUCUUCCCGCAAAGCCGGUGGUGUCGCCAACAUGCUCACCAUUAAAGACAUUUGUCAGCAAACGUACGCCAACGAAUGCCGAACAACAAGUCAUCAAUCAAUUACACUUGGUGAUGUCAAAAUCCAAUGAAAACCUGAACUUGAGCGCUGCGACGCCAGAGGCAAUGAAAGAUGAUGCAAAGCUAAAGAAGGGCAGAGCGCCAAAUCCGCCGCCCGAGCAGAAAACUAGCGCGCCACCAACGCCAGAACGCGACUACAAUGCUGCGCUAGAAUUCGAGAAAGCACGCGGCACAACCGCCGAUGUCGCCGUAGAAGAGAAGUUUACCAAAAAAGUCGCCAAUGCAGAACAACAAUCGGCGCCGCCAACAGCUCAAGCACAAACUGAAGCCGAGAAGAAAGCAAAUAAUGAGCAGAGUAUUGACGCUAAAAUGUCUGUUGAUCGCUCAGAAGCAGACAAGUCGAAUGUCACAUCUUCACAGUCGGCAAGCGAACAAACAGCAACAGCCAUAGCCGCCACAGCAGCCGCUGCCAAUGCAGCCGUAGCUGCCGUGGCUAAUCCAAACAGCAUUUAUAUGCGCAAAGUAGCGCCAACAACCGCAACGAACGCUGCACACAGCAGUCUUACGAAUGGCACGAAGAACACCGCUUCGCCGGUUAUACGAGAGAAGGACAAACGUGAACGCGCCACAGUCAAUCCGAAAUUCCGCAGCCUCAAUACAUUUGUGACGCAACGCAGUAAUGCGCUGAAGAACAUGCAACUGCAAACGGCCACAUCAUCGCUCAGCCUCAAGCAAUCACUUACACCAGAGCCACUGCCGAAGAAUCACAAGAACCUGUCACUGUCCGAGGAAUGUCUGCCCGAUGUGACACAGACCAAUAUGACGGUGAAUCUGCCAACAUUACCGCCGACAAGUGACAAAAAAUUGUUGACGUCGCAACAGCAACCAACGCCGCCGCAAAAGACCAAGACGAAAUUUUCGAUUAAGAAAUUCUUGCGCAUGGGUGCCAGCAAAACGACCGACAAUCUGCACAAAAAAGAUGGUAUCUACUCGGAGAUUUGUACGGGCGAGGAGACGGGUGUGGUGGGUAAGCCGCGCUUAGUGAUCAUUCAUCCGAUCGACAUUAAUCCGACCGCCGUGGAAGUGGUCAAAGACAUAACAAAGACCAGUGACGCGGUCACAGCACAAACAGUGGCCGUAGUGACGGCCAAACCACCAGCGCCGCCCUUGCGCAACAUGGACGCACAACGUUCGCACGAGCUAAACAAACCGGCACGUCCGCCGCCACCAAAAAGCGCCGAGUUGCGUCGGAAGCAAGCAAGCAUCGGUCUAAAUGCCGUGUCUAUGUCGGUGACGGACUCGCCGGUUGGACGCAAGCCAGGCGGGUUAAGUACGUGCGAUGCAGGUGGUUCUAUAAAAUCAAAGUCGGACAAUGUUUAUGCCAAUUUAGGCGAAAUUCGCUCAUCGAUUGCACCGCGCAAGCCAGAGCGUACGGCCAGCAUGCGGGAGCGUGAAGCACAAUUGGAAUUGGCACGUAAACGACAUGCCGGGACGCGCAAUGAAAACGCCGAUACUAUCUCGAUUUGCUCGUCAAAUGGCGAUAACGUAUCGUACGAAAAUAACAGCAACAGCAAUAACAAUCAUGCAUACACUUCAACCAAUCCCAAUGGUGCAACCGCCGCCAACACUAACAAUAACAACAAGCGAAACACAAACGCAAACAACUCCACUCAAGCCAUGAGUCCACAACUUUCGCCAGCCGAUAGAGCUGUCACACCCACAACAACCACACAAACAGCGGGUGAUGGCAAACCACCGAUCGGCAGCCGUACGAGUACCUUCGAGCGUCGCAAAAGCGACCCAAAAAUCGCAAUCGCCAAUAAAUUGGAAAUUUUCGAAAAUCGCACAGCUGGCAACACCAGCACCAGCAGCGCGGCGUCCGCUGUCAGCCACAAUGAAGUGCGUCCGACCAGUUUGAAGGAUUCGGUGCGUAAAAUUAACAGCACGAUUGACAGUUACUUGAAGGACAAACGCGAUUACGAGAAUAUGUAUGAGAUGGUGAAGAGUCCCUCGUCGCCACCGCUGCCGCCGACACGUUCCGUGGAUUUGAACGCCGGCCAGCGUGUGUUGCCGCCACGUCGUAACAAUAACAACAACAAUAUCUAUUCGGACACCAUGUCGGUGGCGAGUUACACGCGCAGCGAAUAUGGACCGGGACGCAAUUACGGAUUGAACAAUAGUUUAGCCAACAUUCCACGCAUUAUUUCCGCUUCCUAUUGUGGCAGCGAGGCCGGCGAAUUCGAGAUUUAUGCGCCGUACAGUUAUUACGGCAGCGAGGCAGGCGGUGAUGUAGCUACAGACAUCAAUGACAGCGUAUGGGGCAUACCAUCGGCCAUCAAAAAUCGUGCAAAGGCUACAAAUCGUUUGCGGAUGCGCAAGGGACGUAGCGUCGUGCACAAAACCAUAGAGGACAACUACACCGCCGUGGUGGUAGCGAACCAUGAGGCCUUGGCGCAGGUGCUUGAUCAGCUCCAGCAAACACCUGUCAUACCGGCUGCGCUCCGGCCACUAGCCAAUGCCAUUAAUUUACGGUUCGAAGAUUUCAACAUAUUGGAUGGUGCACAAGCAUUCGUGGUCGGCAAGAAAGCAUUCCAUGCAGCGCUCUGGACCACAGCACCCGUCACAUUGGCGCUCUCGGCCGACUGCAAUCAACUCUCCGGUGUGGGUGGCGAAUUGAAUCAGCUGUCGGGUGGCGUCAGCGGUGUACUCAAUCCCAUAACGGAAUUUUGCGACAUAGUGCCCAGCUAUCACUUGCCGCUCAUGCCCUCGACGGCAGUGACUUUGCUGCAGGCCACAAUAUCGGUGCUGCCACGCUUGCAAUUGGACACGCUGCAGUCGAUCGGCGCCAUAUUGAAGGGCAAAUCACAUGUGCUCGACAAGAGCAACUUCAAUUUCCGCGGCUCCAUACCGAACUUGGCCGCUGCCGGCUUGAAGGACAGUGCCGGCGUGAAUGCGCUGCGCAAUGUGAUGUCCGUGCAGAACUUGAGCACACUCAACGAGGAGUCUUCACUCGAGAAGUGCGGUGGUGCGUCGCUGGAGUCGCCGUCAGAUAAUACCGCCACUGCGGCGGGCAUGCCGGCAUUUGAUGAUGUCAUGACACGUGAAGUAGCUUUCAUAAUGCUGCAACUGGUGAACGGCAUGAAGAAUCUGCAAUCGAAGGCGAUCGAGGAGAUGCCGCUGAGCUUGUCCAAUGUAGUACUGUCGAAGGAUGUGGAGAACAAGGAUGCGCAGGCACGUCUCUGCGUGUUGCAAGGCAACAACAAUGAUGAGGACGAACCCAUGGGCACACUGUGCAAAUGCGCACACAUCGCGCUCACCGAAUUGUUGCCGCCCACCAAGAUCACGCCCAUCCUAGCCGACAUACUCUUGCAAGAGCGCGCCGAAUCGUUAUCGAAAUCGAAAUCCGUCUUGGAAUUUGUGCUCUGGGGCCCAUCCGAUGUUGUGCUCUCUGGCUCAACGAAAGAGCGCGAAUUGGCGAUGCAACGUUGGUUGGAUUUGGAGCGCGCCACCGUAUUGCAUGGUUUAGUGCGCACGCGUGUCGAGCUCACUGUCUACGAUGAAUGUCAUUUGAUGUUCUUGGUGCGUUCGACGGCGAAAAUGAUGAACGAUGCGGCGAAAAUUGUCUGCAGCUAUCAAAAACCGACGACGGAGCUGUCGCAGUCGCAGCAGCGGCAACAAGCGGAAUAGUGUUUCGAAACAUGGGUAUGUAAAUAUAUAAUGUUUUAGCUGAAGUGGUUGUUGUAGUGUGAGUUAGUUUAAAAAAAUUAGAUUUAAGCAAAAAAUUUCACGAAAAAUGUGUAUGAAAAUAGAACAACAAAAAUUCGAAAUUCUUGAUUUGAGUCGAAAAAUGUACAUGAAAAUAGAACAACAAAAAUUCGAAAUUAUUAUUUAAAUCGCAGUUCGAAAAUGUUUAUAUACAUGUGUAUAAACAUAUAUGUGCUUGCAACAAUGUUAAAAUAUGUUUGCAACAUUUUGUUGCAACUUUUUUGUCCAAAUUUAACCGUCAAUAAAUUUUGCCUCUGGAAAAGAACUUUCGAACAUUUUUUUCUGAACUUAGAGUCUCGAUAUUUUUUCAAUUAAUUUUUUUCUCAACAUAAUUUGUAAAAAUUAUAAAUAAAAAUUUCGUUAACUUUUUUUUUAAAUAAUAUCAGUUCUAAUUAUUUCCUUGUGUGUAUAAAUUCUUUAGAAAAUAUUUUGUAUUUAUUUUAUUUUUGGAAUAUAAAUUGCAAAAAUUAAAAAAUCUUCACUACUGCUCAGUGGCAAUUUUUUGCUUUUAAGCUCUUUUGGAGUGUAAAUUUAUAUAAAAUAUUAAAGAAAUAUGAAAAUGUUUUUGUUGCUUGGACGAUUUGAAGUAGAAUUCCCCAUUCUGCUCUUUCCCUAUUAACUUCUUCAAAAAAAAAAAUACUUCUCGAAAAUAAAAUUUAUUGUUGUACACAUGCACAUACAUUCGCUUCACUGCAAAAGCAACAAAAAAACAUAUUUAGAAGUCUUUCGCUUAUGUAAAGUGCCAAAUUUAUUAAAAAUAAUGCAAAAAAGCUCAAAUGCAAAAAGAAACAUAAGUAAAAAUUGUAAAAAAUUAAAACAAAAAUAUUUAAAAGUAAAAAUAUUUUAUAUGUGCUCUCUACUUUCCAAGCCUUAAUGUUAUCUUAACAGUUAAAUAUAAUAAGUGUGUUCACACAAGGCAACUUUAUAUGAAAACAACAUAAAACGACAUACGAAAAUUUUCAUCACGCA
This is a messenger RNA of Bactrocera dorsalis (oriental fruit fly), 9401 nucleotides long. RefSeq names its product mucin-22. Lineage: Eukaryota; Metazoa; Arthropoda; Insecta; Diptera; Tephritidae. Bases 2484 to 8354 code for a protein of 1956 amino acids. The record is from RefSeq and is a predicted model, not a curated record. The transcript is spliced from 10 exons.